UAAAAAUCAUAUAAUAUGGAAGAGGAAGAGGGUGCCGCUACCAUUGAUCCUGAAGUUCUCAUGGAAGAUAUUAUCGAAUACCUCAAAUUACUUAAUUAUGAGGGAGAUUUUUGUUCCGAGAGAGGUCUCAAACCUCUCAGCAGAUGCUACUUUGCAGUUAAGUUCAAUCCGUCUGAUCAAUUUAUGUAUUUUGUCAGCUUAGUAUCAUGGCUGCUAACUUUGUGAGGGCAGACACCAGGAGGUUGGAAUCAAUAUGACGAUCCAAACACUGUUACUAAUAAUAUCGUACUUGAUCUCAAGAAAUUAGAUAUAUUAAUUGAUUUCCCACCAUCCAAACUUAAGACUGGAUCAGGGGAGGCUGUCUGCCAAGCUUUGAAUGGACUCGUACAGGUAGCAUUGAAAGCCCAGAAAUUUAAAUUCAGACAGCCAGUCAUCCCUGAUGAUGACGAGGAACAAGUCAAUGAAGAUGAGGCGAAUGAUAAUGAUGAUGGAAACCAAAUCGUUGACCUUGCCAAUGAUGUCCUGGACGAUGAUGAUGAUAUUGCUGAACUUGUAGAAGGUGGCCCAGGAGAUCUAAAAGGAAACGAUUUUGAGCCAGAAAAUGAAAUUAUCGAAGCAGGCAUAGACCCUGACGAAUGGUACAGGGAGUGUCAAAGAGUUGCCCAUAAGCUCAAGAUCAAAGAGUCUCACGAUGCUCAGGAGUGGAGAAGCCAUCUUGAUCAGACCAAAAAGUACGCAGAACAAGUCCAACAGACCCUGCCGGAUGUGAGAUCUAAACUUGAGAAAAUUGCAGAUGAAGUGAGUAGGGCUCUAGAAAAAAUCUCUAAAAAGGAAGGAAUGUUCAAGACUAGGCAUGACACAAUGACUGGUGACUAUAAGCAAGUAGCUGAAACUAUGAAAGAGAAUACUAAUGAAUUUAACAGACUUAAGAACAGUGUCCAAGAACUAGAGGCUGAACUCUAUGAUGUGGAGGAGAAAUUAGCAGACGUUAAGAAGAAAAUGGACGAAAAUCAAUCGAAAAUUUCAGAUACUUCUCCUCUGCAGAAAAUUAAGAAAGGAAUUACUAAAAUGCAAAAAGAAAUCAGAUCUGUUGACAUCAGAAUCGGAGUUGUUCUGAAUACCUUGACACAGCUGAAGCUGAAAGAGAGGAACAUUGAUGAUUCUGGAAAGAAAGGAGCCGCAGAUGAUGACGAUGAGAUGGAUCUUGAACUGUAGACUCACAGGAAUUAUAGUUCAAUUAGAGGAAUUAUCUAAGGGGUUUUGG
This is a messenger RNA of Moneuplotes crassus, 1264 nucleotides long. Lineage: Eukaryota; Ciliophora; Spirotrichea; Euplotida; Euplotidae. The record is from the annotation of a GenBank genome assembly.